ACUCAGGACUGAGCCAACCUGUUGAGCGUAUGGUUUAGGGUGUUGGUUUAAGUCUACAUCCGAUCUUUAACCGCGUUACGGGUGGAUCCUCCACAACCACGCAUCAAACUUCAACCUUUCAGUGUCUUUCCGCUUGAUAAAGGCAAAAUCCACAUUGUUAUGAUGAAAUCUUUGGCACUAGUGUUCUUGACAUUUGUGCCCCUUGUGUUGGCAGAGGGUCAGCAGACCACAGAGGAUGAUCCCUUCUCUUUUGAUUAUCACAGACUGAGGGUCGGAGGUCUGAUCUUAGCAGCAGUUUUAUGUCUGAUUGGCAUUACUAUUCUCCUAAGUGGCCACUGCAGAUGCAAGUUCAACCAGGACAAGAGGAGGAGGACAGGAAGUAACGCUCAAGCAAUGCUCAACGACACAGCGAGGGCGAGUGAAUGCUAAAAACCUGCUGACCUGAACCAAUCAGAGGAGACGGUCCCGCCUUCUUUCAUCACAUGUGCUGGUUUAUCAGAGGAAUCAUUUCUCUUUAAGACGAGGAACCUGAUAGGAUGAUGGUUUUCUGUUUUCACUCUGUGUUUGCUUCAGAUCAUACAGGAGGAAAGAGAAAAUCCAUUUUUGUUAAAUGCCAGAUGUGUCUUUUUAAUAUCAGUUAAUUUAAACCAAUUACCAAAAUCAAUAUAAAUUGUUCUGUUUUUUUAUCCUGUCAGAAAUUGUAUUAAGUUAUGUUGGAUGUAGGUACAGUAUGAAAGGGAAGGAUUUUUAUGUGGCUUGAUUCAGUCUCAUAUGGAAACCUUUAAUCAAAUAUUACUGUAAGCUGUAGUAAAUAUUACACUAUUGCAUUAUAUAUGAAGUAGUUUACUGUUCAGAAUUGUUUUGAGUAACUAGUUCAUGCUGUCAAUGCUUAUAAACGACCCGUAAUAUUUACAUUGGGGUAUUGUCAUGUGCUUGUUUUUUAGCCCACUGACACGCUUGUAGUAUUACAGUAAGAGUUUGUUUUUAUUUGUUGUGUGGAAAAUUUGUCAGUAUCGGUCAAACAUGAACACUAAAAUAAACCAAAAGUCUCUAAAA
Messenger RNA from Danio rerio (zebrafish), 1056 nucleotides. RefSeq names its product FXYD domain containing ion transport regulator 3 (gene fxyd3). The record is from RefSeq and is marked validated. Gene Ontology annotation, biological process: regulation of monoatomic ion transport. Gene Ontology annotation, molecular function: ion channel regulator activity. Gene Ontology annotation, cellular component: membrane. NCBI's taxonomy places the organism in Eukaryota, Metazoa, Chordata, Actinopteri, Cypriniformes, Danionidae.